This is a messenger RNA of Paramecium sonneborni, 626 nucleotides long. NCBI's taxonomy places the organism in Eukaryota, Ciliophora, Oligohymenophorea, Peniculida, Parameciidae. The record is from the annotation of a GenBank genome assembly.
AUGAAACCUAUAAAAAUCAAAAAUAAUGAAAAUGUAAAUCCAUUGCCUUAAAGAUCUAAUAUAAAAAGAAUCAAUGUAUGAAAAUAAAAUAGUUUAGAUCACCUCUACAGAAUUAUUUGAAAAUUCUGUAUAACUAAAUAUCUCUCCUUUAAGGUUGAAAGUAGAGAAUGAUGCCUAAUCAUAUUUAGAAGCAAUUAGUGCAUUUCAAACAGUUGAAAUAUAGAACCCAACAGUAAAAGAAAGAGCUAAAAGUGUUAGUAAUUCAAUAGAUAUUUAUAAUAAUAGUGGAAGAUUCUGAUUUUGGGGCAUGGUAAGAAUAAAGAUAUAUUUUACCUUAUUCCAAUUAAAAUAGAUAAUCUUAUAAAAAAGAAUAAAAAAGCUGCUAAUUUAAGAUUAGACAAUAAUCUCCUAAAAUAUAAUAAUAAAAUAAAAUAACAAAUAAAAUAAUAUAAUAUCCAUUGACAGGUUAUUUAGAAAGAAAUAUUAAUCAGUUUUUUUAACGAGACAAAUAUUUUAAAAUAAUAUAGAAUAUAACUGGAGCAAAUCAUAGAAAAUAAACAAAAAAAAUAUUCCCAAGCAGUACUCAAAAUAGCAGAGCUUAAUCAUCAUUAUCAUUUUAACUUUGA